Messenger RNA from Wyeomyia smithii (pitcher-plant mosquito), 603 nucleotides. RefSeq names its product 60S ribosomal protein L34. The record is from RefSeq and is a predicted model, not a curated record. Gene Ontology annotation, cellular component: ribosome. Lineage: Eukaryota; Metazoa; Arthropoda; Insecta; Diptera; Culicidae. Bases 100 to 498 code for a protein of 132 amino acids. Gene Ontology annotation, molecular function: structural constituent of ribosome. Gene Ontology annotation, biological process: translation. The transcript has 3 exons.
GUUCCGACACUUCCGCCAAAACGUCAAACUUUGGUUUAUUUCUUUCCGUCACUUUAGUUUGGUUAAAGUGGACACAUUUUAUUAAGAUAACUCACCAAAAUGGUGCAACGAUUGACGUUGAGAAGGCGUUUGUCCUACAACACCAAGUCUAACAAACGACGUGUUGUUCGCACCCCGGGUGGACGGUUGGUUUACUUGUACGUGAAGAAGCAGCGUACGGUCCCGAAAUGCGGUCAAUGUAAAGAGAAGCUCAGCGGCAUUAAGCCCUCCCGUCCGAGUGAGCGUCCAAGGAUGUGUCGCCGGUUGAAAACCGUCACCCGUACCUUUGGUGGUGUUCUCUGCCACCGUUGCCUGCGUGAACGUAUCAUCCGUGCAUUCCUGAUCGACGAACAGAAGGUCGUCAAGGUUCUGAAGGCCCAGCAGCUCGGCAAACCGAUUAGCAAGCCUCCGAAGAUUCCGAAGGCCCCCACUACGGCUGCUGCGACCAAGAGCAAGUGAAACGGUUCGGUUGGUCAGAGUUCAGUGAAAUGUAUGCCGUGUAAGUUAUAAGAAAACAUUCUGUUUAAUAAAAUUCAGGCGGACGAGAAGUAAGCAAACACAAAA